CCAGAUAUGAAAUGGACAGGAAAAUCACCGAUAUGUAAAAGUAAAGGAGUGAGAGAAGUUAAUGAAACAAUAACUAAAACUCCAGUUCCAUCAGAUGUGUUUUUUUUUAAUUCAUUGUGGAAAGGGUUUUAUGAGUAUCUGGGGAAAAGACAACCUGCUACUCUAAUGGUAGAUUGGUUCAAUACAACAAGUAGCAAAGUGAAUGCAACAUUUAUUGAAGCAUCCAACAUCCAACUAAAACUAUCAGGUGAGUUCAGAAUUAGGUAA
Molecule: messenger RNA, 267 nt
Organism: Alligator sinensis (Chinese alligator)
Lineage: Eukaryota; Metazoa; Chordata; Crocodylia; Alligatoridae
Product: CUB and sushi domain-containing protein 1
Exons: 3
Coding region: 7-267 (86 amino acids)
Source: RefSeq, a predicted model, not a curated record